Molecule: messenger RNA, 2626 nt
Organism: Stylophora pistillata
Lineage: Eukaryota; Metazoa; Cnidaria; Anthozoa; Scleractinia; Pocilloporidae
Product: WD repeat-containing protein 3
Biological process (GO): maturation of SSU-rRNA
Cellular component (GO): Pwp2p-containing subcomplex of 90S preribosome; small-subunit processome
Molecular function (GO): snoRNA binding; protein binding
Source: RefSeq, a predicted model, not a curated record
AUGGAAGCAGGAUGGUGCUUACCAAAGCUUACCUCAGAUAUGUACAAUCUCCCUGUUUUGGCGUUGUUUCCAGCUUGAAAGCGAAUAUUGUGUUUGUUAGGAGAAGAAUUAACACUACAAGUAAUCAGAUCUCACUGUACGCGAUUUGUCCGGCGUUGGAGAAUGUCAUAAUUUGGGAUGUUAGACGAGGAGAAAAGGUUUCUGUGCUGGCUGGAGAAAAACAUGAAGUCACUGCUCUACAAGUUAGUCCUGAUCAUCAAGGUUUGGCUGUUGGAUAUGAAGAUGGGUCAAUCAGGCUGUGGAAGUUACAAGACAACACUUGUCAAGUAACAUUCAGUGGUCAUAAGUCAGCAGUGUCUGUUCUGAAGUUUGAUGAUGCAGGAGGAAGACUUGUCUCGGGAUCAAGGGACACUGAUGUUAUAGUUUGGGAUACUGUCAAUGAAGCUGGUCUUUACCGCUUCAAGGGACACAAAGGGCUAAUAACAGAAUGUUAUUUCAUGAAAAGUCAGAAUGUUCUGAUAACUAGUUCCAAAGACAGUUUUGUAAAGUUCUGGGAUCUUGACACUCAACACUGUUUUCUUACACUUGUUGGUCACCGCAGUGAGGGAACUCAGCUUUCUUGUACACUGAUUGGCACAAUUUUCCGUCAUAGCCAUGAAAGAGUGGUGUCAAUUAAGUCUGACUCAUCACAGACAUUCCUUGGCUGCCUUGGCAAUGAUUCACAGUUGGAAUUGUUCAAAACAUUAAACGAUGAAGAAAUACAGAAACACCUACAAAAGAAACUUAAGAGACUAAGAAAGAAAGCUAGGAAAGAAAAUAAUGAUCAGAAAUUAGAAACAGACCUCGAAGCCACAAGAACAGUAGAGGACGAACUUCAAAGAGUACAUUCCCUGAAACUCCGUUCAAAGAUCAACGUGGGUUUGCAUCUGGUAGUGGAGAUUCUACUGUAAAGUUUUGGGAAUUUGAACUUGUAUCAGAUGCUGAGCACUCUCAAGUCAGUAAGAGAUUGAGCGUCACUCAUCUGCAAACCUUGAAAAUGAAGGAAGAGGUGUUAUGUGUCAAAUACAGUCCUAAUCAAAGAUUGCUGGCUGUGAGUCUUCUUGAUUGUACAGUCAAAGUAUUUUUUGCUGAUACGUUAAAGUUCUUUUUGUCUUUGUAUGGACACAAACUCCCAGUUAUGGCUUUGGACAUUUCAUCAGAUAGCAACUUGAUCAUCACAGGAUCCGCUGAUAAGAAUAUUAAGAUUUGGGGGUUGGAUUAUGGAGACUGCCACAAGUCCAUAUUUGGACAUGAUGACAGUAUCAUGGGAUUACAGUUUGUCCCCAAGACUCAUUAUUUUUUCUCAGUUAGUAAGGACAAGACUUUGAAAUACUGGGACGCUGAUAAGUUUGAACACAUAACAACUCUUCAGGGCCAUCAUGCGGAAGUCUGGUGCGUGGCUGUUAGUCCAGACGGAGAUUACGUGGCGACGGGUUCUCACGACAGAUCUCUUCGGCUGUGGGAGAGAACAGAUGAACCACUGUUUAUUGAAGAAGAACGAGAACAGGAGAGAGAGAAAGAAUACGAAGAAAGUCUUGUGCAGAAUACAGAGAGAGUGAUUCCCGGGGAGGUAGACGGAGAAGCCGUCAAGGCUGGAAAGAAGACAAUAGAGACUGUGAAGGCGGCGGAAAGAUUAAUGGAGGCUAUUGAUCUGUAUAAUGAAGAAACGGCUAAAAUGAAAGAACAAGGUGGUGGUCGUGACCAGGUGUCUACCAAUCCAAUUCUAAUUGCGCAUGGGAAUAUUACGCCUGCUCGUUACGUUCUGGAAGUCGUGAAGAAGAUCCGUUCAAGUGAAUUAGAAGAGUCUCUGAUAGUCCUGCCGUUCAGUGUCGCUACUGAUAUGUUGACUUUGCUGAACCAUUGGCUCCAGCGCGGCUGGGAGGUUGAACUUUCAUGUAGAUGCCUCUCGUUUCUUUUAAGGAUUCACCAUAGCCAGAUCGUAGCAAACAAGGUUCUUGUGCCAGUGAUUGAUUCCCUUCGGCAGCAUGCUAAGUCACGUGUGCAUGGUCUGAGGGACACCAUUGGUUUUAACUUGGCUGGUCUGCGUUUCAUUCAAAACGAGAUGGAAGCUAGAGAAGAGACGUUUUUUGCAGACGCGACGGAAAAAGUGAAAAAGAUUCGGAAGAAACAGAAAUCGUCUUUCGUUCAAGUUGUGAAGUAGCUUAUGUUGCCUUGCUCUUUAAAUUCUUAAAUGAACACUUUUGAAACGAGCUGGAACACAGACAUCGUUAGGCCGUUUGAAAUACUACUCGUAACGAAAAUUGGUUAUCCAAAAAGUAGGAACUGAAGACAGUACCUUGAUAACGCACAGGAAAAUGUAUGGCAAAAACGCACAAGAGAAACGCACAGGAAAGGAACGCGACACUGUUGCGAUUGGUUUUAGUCUUGCAAAUGGUUUUAGAAAGGAUGCACAAGUUUUUCAGACAAAUCUCUGAGCGAUGCUAAGAAAAAGCAAUGCCAGCUGAGAUAACUUUCGAUUCUCUCUUGGAAGUUGUGCUCAUGCUUUCUAAGAGGGUCAGUGCGGCGAAUCCAUGAAGCUUAUUGCCAACCGUUGGGUGGAAAAAUAAAAUUCAAAUUUCAUUCUUGA